ACAACAUUCGACCCUUAACCAGCAUUGAGAUCCUAUUAUCCAGCCACAGAUAUUCCCAUUUUUUUUAAAAAAAAUACCGAUUCGAUAUGCAGUUCUCUAAGAUAUUCCCAAUCUUCAUGGCACUCCUUCUCCCUCACGUCCAAGCCUGGGGAUGCAAGGACAAUCCCACAGUUGCAGGCUUCCCAUGGUCAGCCUGUCUCAAAAGUACUCAUGAUUACCAAAGCGUCGACUUAAUCGAUGCCCCUUGGCGUGGGGCCGGAGGCUAUGACUGCACAAUGGACGACAAGGGUCAUACGAUCCCCACGUGUUGCUCUAAGCAUGAGGAGGACAUGCCCAAAAUAUUAUCCAAGGAAACCCUCUUGCAGGACUGCAAGCAUCUUGAUGGCAGCCCGUUCGAAUGGCCCCCCAGACAACAUAAUUGGUAAUUGGUGACAAACCCACUAAAUAAAGCAUUUUUUCACUUCGCCAGAGUAUUAUCUUUCAUCAAACUAGCAAAGGCCCAGGUAUUAACCAGUGUUCAUUAUGCUUUCACCAUCCAUACCAACGAGCAUUCUCAAAUUAUCAUGAUGUCUUGCCCAGUAAGGCUAAAAACAUUCUUCAUAGCAAUAAUAGCAUUAACUACUCAUGUAACAUUUAUGCCUCC
Puccinia graminis f. sp. tritici CRL 75-36-700-3 is the source of this 643-nucleotide messenger RNA. RefSeq lists its product as uncharacterized. The transcript has 3 exons. NCBI's taxonomy places the organism in Eukaryota, Fungi, Basidiomycota, Pucciniomycetes, Pucciniales, Pucciniaceae. The record is from RefSeq and is a predicted model, not a curated record. Bases 87 to 425 code for a protein of 112 amino acids.